ACACUCUGCAGCCUAGUCUCUGGUCAGGUAAGAGGUAGACACACAUACACUAUUGAGAAGUGAUUUAGACAGUGUGUUGAAGACAAUGUAGGAGGUUAAAGGGCACAGAAACGACAAAGACACUAUCUACUCCAGGACACUGCCCAUUCAGUAGCCUAUCAGAUGGAGCUGCCACCUCGACCAAAACUCUUUGACUUCCAUGGAGUCUCCAUGACCAACUACUUCACUGGCAACUGGGACAAUGUACAGAACUUCCAGGCCAGACCAGAUGACAUUCUCAUCGCUACCUACCCCAAAGCAGGAACCACAUGGGUCUCCUACAUUCUAGACCUGCUGUAUUUUGGCCAGACAGACCCUGAGCAUCAGAGACCCAUCUUUGAGAAAGUUCCUUUCCUGGAGUUGCUCAUUCCUCUUUACCCUCCAGGGGUGGAGGUGCUGGACAACUUAACCACCUCUCCUCGCCUCAUCAAGACUCACCUCCCAGUCCAGUUGCUGCCCAAGUCCUUCUGGGAGCAGAACUGCAGGAUAGUGUAUGUGGCCCGUAAUGCCAAGGAUAAUGCCGUGUCUUAUUUCCACUUUGAUCGCAUGAACCAGGCACAGCCAGAGCCAGGAGACUGGAACAACUUCUUACAGAGAUUCAUGGAUGGAAAGAUGGUGUUUGGUUCGUGGUUCAACCAUGUGACUGGCUGGUGGGAGAAGAAACAGACUCACUCCAAAAUCCUCUACCUCUUCUAUGAGGACAUGGUUGAGGAUACGAGGAGAGAGCUGGACAGGCUGUGCUCCUUCCUAGGUUUGUCUCCUUCAGCAGAGAAGAAGGAGCAGGUGAGAGGAGGAGUGCAGUUUGAUACAAUGAAGAAGAACAACAUAGCCAACUGUUCCACCCUCCCAAUCAUGGAUUUCAAAAUCUCUCCAUUCAUGCGAAAAGGAAAGGUUGGUGACUGGAAGAACCACUUCACUGUGGCCCAGAGUGAACAGUUUGAUGAAGACUAUAAGAAGAAGAUGAAGAACACCACCGUACAGUUCCGCACUGUAGUCUAGGGGUUGUGGUCAAGUUGAUUGUCUGAUUGUUUGUGGUCAGGUUGAUUGAUUGUUUAUUUGGCGCAUAUGGACCUACAAUAGGCUCGGCUGGGGUGUCAGUCUUCCAUUGGUCCACAGUUAACUGGGUUAUGGUAUUGAAAUAUACAGGGUGAGGAUCAUAUCAUAUUAUAUCCUAGAGUGUGAAUGAGAAAAUCAUGGAGUGUCUUUUAAUAUCAUUUUUUGAGAAUGAUUGAUGCUACUUUGAGAAAUUAGCUAUAGGUUGAGAACUAAAAACAAAAGUAAAAUGAGGACAUUCUGCACAGUACAUUCUUAGCAAUGUGAGC
Molecule: messenger RNA, 1361 nt
Organism: Salvelinus fontinalis (brook trout)
Lineage: Eukaryota; Metazoa; Chordata; Actinopteri; Salmoniformes; Salmonidae
Product: cytosolic sulfotransferase 2-like
Exons: 8
Coding region: 163-1038 (291 amino acids)
Biological process (GO): sulfation
Cellular component (GO): cytoplasm
Molecular function (GO): sulfotransferase activity
Source: RefSeq, a predicted model, not a curated record